Naumovozyma dairenensis CBS 421 is the source of this 1800-nucleotide messenger RNA. It is a transcript of the gene SHE10, whose product is annotated as She10p. Bases 1 to 1800 code for a protein of 599 amino acids. The transcript has a single exon. The record is from RefSeq and is a predicted model, not a curated record. NCBI's taxonomy places the organism in Eukaryota, Fungi, Ascomycota, Saccharomycetes, Saccharomycetales, Saccharomycetaceae.
AUGAGGUGCUGUGUGACUAAGUACAUUGUUACCUUAAUUACAAUAGUUGUAUCCCUACAUUAUUACUGUCAAGUUAAUGAUUGUAGUGGAAAUUUACAACAAGUUUGUCAUUAUACUACUCCAAAGGUAUGGGAUUCAAUUUUAUCUUCUAAAGUCCCAGCUUAUAAUGAAUACGUUUCUCCAGGACUUUUACAGGUGAAGGAAAAAUAUAGUACCUAUAUUCAACCUCAUUUAUCUCCUUAUUGUUCCAUUGUUCAUGAAAAAGUUAUUACUCCAUCAAUUGCAUGUUCCAAGAAAACUUUUGCAAAGAUAAAGUUUUCUCCUUUCAGAGAAUGCCUUUCCAAACAUGGUUCUACCGUUCAAAAGAAAGUUAACCUUUAUUAUAACAUUUACAUUCAACCAUACUACGUUAAAUUUGUUCAGCCAUACACCAAUAAACUAUGUCCAUUUGUGGCCCCAGUUUGCCACCAGGUUAAAAACCAAUUUGAUACCUUCAAACAAAUGGUAGGUGCUCAAUAUUCAACUUUGCAAGGAAAGAUUGCUGAUAAAGUCUCUUCAAUUUCUUCUUCUGUUUCUGCUUCCGUAUCAACUUCUGUCACUACAGCAACAACCACCGCUACAUCCACAGUGACGGACUCUAUUGUUGAAGAAAGAGAUUACAAUGAAGAUGAAGAAGAGAUUGAUACUGACACUGAAACUUCCACCGUCAUCAAGACAGUAACAGUUGACACUGAAGAACCAAUCGCCACAGCGACCCCCGCAGAUGUUUCCUCUUCUGAUGUGGACAUUAACGAACAAGCGGCAUUACAAGCUGAUUUUGAAAAUUGGUCCAACACAAUCUCUAACAAGAUUGAAUCAAUCACCAAACUAUUUGACAAAGAUGUGAACAAAUUCAUGAAGAAAACUUUAAAUGAAAAGAAGGAUAUGUUCAGUGAUAAAAUUGGGAACUUGAAUUCAGAAACUGAAGCCAUCUUUGCCAAAUUGAACAAGGCAAUUCAAGAUAUUAGUUGUAUCAAAGGUGAAGACCCUGUCACUGGUGAAAUCAUUUAUUUCAAUAAGGAUGGAACUACACAAAUUGAAAAAUAUGUGGAUCGUCCAUUUGUCCGUGAAUUAUUUGAAGAAGCCCAUAACAGUUUGAAUGAUUUGAUUUCUGAUAUUCAACACGAAGAAGAAUCUUUGAUUGAUCAAAUUAAUAAGAGAGUUCAAUUGAUUCGUGAAGAACAUCUCGAUUUGUAUGAAGAUUGGGCUGAUACUAUGAUUAAUGAAUGGUCCAAGAGAAUGGCUUAUGUUGAUGUCGUUGCUGCUCAUUUGAACAAUGAAGAAAAUGGCGACGACGAAGGAGAAGCAAAUGAUUCUGAUGAAAAUUGGAAGAAAUUCUUAUCUGUUAAGAAACAAGCUAUUAAUUCAAGAGAUGAAUUGAUCACUCAUCCUGCAAAAGUGGAACCUUUAGAAAAUUUCUUUAACGAAAUUCAAGAAACUUUGAAAUUAUUAUCCAAGGAUGCUGGUGAAUACUUAUAUAUCUUAAGGUCCAAGGCUAAUUUGGAAUUCCAAGCUCGUGAAGAAGAAGAAGGUAAAAAGGAAGAAUCUCAAGUUUCCGAUGAAACUGAAGUUGAAGCUGAAUCUACGCCAACUGAAGAAGAAGAACAACCUGAAGUUACAGCUGAAACCGAAAUCGAAGUCGAAGAAGUUACCGCUACGGAAACUGAAAUUGAAACUGCUACGGAAAUUGAAACUGAAUAUGUUGCUGAAGAAACCAAUAUUCCUGAAGAUUCUGCUGUUGAGCAAGAUCAAGAAGAAUGA